AUGGCGCGCAACCUCCGCGCUCCGACCGCUCCCUACAGCGAGCCUCUACUCCCCCAACUCGAUGUGCAAAACCCCUACUACACAGACUUGCACCACAACCUACGUGCCUGGGUCCGUGAUUACGUCGAUACUUCCAUUGCACCCUAUGCAGCGGAAUGGGAAGCAGCUGGGCAAGUGCCCGAGUCAGUGCGUCGACGUCAUUGCGAACUGGGAUUCAGCAUCGUACACCCUCUCACAACCGAGGAGAACGCAGCCGGCCUGUCGUUGCCGGGGAAUGUCCCGCGUGAUAAAUGGGAUACCUGGUGCUCACUCAUUGUGUCGGAUGAAUUGACACGCGUGGGCUACGUCGGCGUCAUUUGGGGUCUUGGUGGUGGGAAUGGAAUUGGGUGUCCGCCGGUCGCCAAGUUUGGUACCCCCGAACAGCAAAAUCGAUGGCUACCUGGUGUUGCGAAAGGUGACAUCCGAUUCUGCUUAGGAAUUACCGAGCCUGAUGCUGGGUCUGAUGUCGCUAAUAUCCGAACAACCGCGAUCCGGGUUGGUGAUCACUAUAUUGUGAAUGGCGCGAAGAAGUGGAUCACAAAUGGCCUCUGGGCUGAUUACUGCACUGCUGCUGUGCGAACAGGAGGUGCUGGACGAUCGGGAAUCAGUUUGCUUGUUAUUCCCCUGGCUGCUCCGGGCGUGACUCGUCGGCGAAUGUUCAAUUCAGGUGUCCAUGCAAGUGGGUCGACUUUUAUUGAACUGGACGAUGUUCGGGUGCCUGUCGGAAAUCUUAUUGGAGAAGAGAACAAGGGCUUCGCACUCAUCAUGUCGAACUUCAAUCCGGAACGUCUGGCCUUAGCCUGCGCGUCGUUGCGAUUGGCCCGUGUCUGCGCUGAAGAUGCCUUCAACUAUGCAAUCCAACGCGAGACUUUCGGCUCUCCCCUCAUCCAAAAGGACGCCAUUCAAUCAAAGAUCUUCAAAUUUGGUCUCAUGAUUGAGCCGUCAUACGCAUUCAUGGAGCAGCUUGUAAAUAUCCUCGAGCUCACCAAGGAUCGGCCAGUAGACGAUGUCAAGAUUGGGGGAAUGACCGCCUUACUAAAGGUCAUGUCUACCCGCGCCUUGGAAAAAAGUGUUCGAGAAGCACAGCAGAUCUUUGGAGGGGCGGGGUAUAACAAGGCUGGCAAAGGAGCACGGGUCGAGCAGAUUAGUCGCGAUGCUCGUGUUCAUGUCGUCGGUGGGGGGUCAGAAGAAAUUAUGCAGAAAUUGGCCCUUCAGGAGGAGAUGAAGGCAUUGAGAAGUAGACGAAAGGCGCUUGAGAAACGUCAGUCGAAGGUUUAA
This is a messenger RNA of Penicillium cosmopolitanum, 1317 nucleotides long. RefSeq names its product acyl-CoA dehydrogenase family protein. Lineage: Eukaryota; Fungi; Ascomycota; Eurotiomycetes; Eurotiales; Aspergillaceae. The transcript is spliced from 4 exons. Gene Ontology annotation, molecular function: oxidoreductase activity, acting on the CH-CH group of donors; flavin adenine dinucleotide binding. The coding region runs from base 1 to 1317 and encodes 438 amino acids. The record is from RefSeq and is a predicted model, not a curated record.